AACAAAUAUGGCUGAUAUCUGAUAUUUAAUAAUUUUAAUACCAUUGUCCUUUUGACUGUGCGACAGAUCACUGACAAGUUAUAUAAAUAAUAUUUUGUCUAUAUAUGGACACUAAGUAACGAGUACCAUUACGCAGCUAAGUCAUAUGUUGAUAAAUGUGGUUGUAAAUACAGGAUUUUUGGGUGAAAUCGUACCAGAGAAUCAGAGAUUUGCUUGGGAAUCAUCGUAAAUACUUCCGAAAUACGAGUUAUUUGGUAUAUGUAAGGCAUGUUCACGUCUGCUUUUGCAUGAAGGAAAUCUGUUUCUUUUCCUAUUGUGCAAUUCUAUUGUCACGAGCCAUUCCUCAAUUGAAUUGGAGAUCGUAGCAUAGUUUGACGAACUGUUGAUCAAUCAGACGUAAUUCAACGGCAAAAAUUGGACGGUUCACUCUCAAAAAUGCAUUCAGUUGUGGUAAAAAUAAUUUCUUUAUCGGUUUUAUUUGUGGUCACAUUUGUCGCGGGAUUACUUCCUCUAACACUUCGUCAAAAGCGAUCGCAAAGCGACCCAAAUCGCAGAGCAUUGCGUGACAGAAAACGCAAGCAAGUGAUUAGUUUGUGUACGUGUUUUGCUGGUGGAGCUUUUUUUGCAUCGAGUAUGUUGGAAUUAUUACCAGCAGUUGAGAAGGACUUUAAGGUUGUUUUGGAAAACGCUAAGAUAGACCACAGCUUUCCUCUAGCUGAAUUUGGGAUAAGCAUUGGAUUCUUUCUGAUUUUGACAGUUGAGCAGAUAAUCCAUGUUGCAAAAGAGCGACCUUCUCAUGGUCAUGGUCACAGCCACACUCAUAACCACAGGGAUUCAACAGCAUCUCCACUCCUUCAUAACGGACACACUCCUAGCUAUGGGACAAGAACACCUGACAGCCAGCCUUCACCUAGCGAAAAUGACAGCGGAGAAAGUGACAACGAUGAACCACCACCAAUUGCCCAAUCACCACCAGUUCCUCUGGUCAAUGAUAGUCACAUAGAGCACAGACAUGUACAGAGUACUGAACAUAACCAAAUCAAUGACGAUCAUGAUCAUGAUCACGAGCACAGCAUAUUUGCGGAAAUCAGCAAAAAGCAUCACAAUGAACGGCAUUACCUCAGAUCCUACCUGCUUCUUAUUGCCUUGUCAGUUCAUGCUUUGUUUGAAGGUCUUGCAGUUGGCCUUUUUGAAGAUAUCAACAACAUGUUUCAAGUGCUAGGUGCUUUGGUCAUCCACAAAUGCAUUCUGGCAUUCUCAAUUGGAAUCAAUCUUGUGCAGCAUAGCUUUCCUGCACCAGCAGUUAUCAAGUCAUCCUUUCUCUUCUCAGCAAUGAGUCCUGUUGGCUUUGGUAUAGGAAUUCUCAUGCUGACCUAUGCUUCUACAAACUUAGGACGGAUAUUUUCAGCCUUGUUUCAAGCACUUGCGACUGGAACUUUUCUUUAUGUGACAUUUUUUGAAAUAUUCUUCCAUGAACUGAACAGCAAGGAAUGCCACAAGCUGUUGAAAGUUCUCAUGAUGAUUUUGGGUUAUGCUUUAAUUGCCAUUGUGCAAUAUAUUGAAAAUCUAUUGAAGUAACAAUUGUACGAAAAAAUAUAUUAUUUUGCUAUCAUCUUCUGACCAUAGGCAAGUGUUGUUGUGAUCAGUAAUGGUUACUUUUGCCUUACGUGACAUCUAUUAUAAAUGUGUAAAGUUGAAUAGGGUUUUGCAAAAAUGUUUAGUCUUUGUCUAUGAGAUAUGUUAUCUAAAGUGAUCAAUUGAGAGGUGAAGUUAAAAAUUUUUUUAAGAUUGGAGGUUGUUCACAAAUCAAGAUUAGAUACAAAACAAUAUAAAGAGUUAUAUUUAUACUUGUGGCGUAGAGUUGUUUUUCAAUAAAAAAUUGUAAAUUUGGA
Molecule: messenger RNA, 1892 nt
Organism: Dendronephthya gigantea
Lineage: Eukaryota; Metazoa; Cnidaria; Anthozoa; Malacalcyonacea; Nephtheidae
Product: zinc transporter ZIP1-like
Exons: 1
Coding region: 436-1578 (380 amino acids)
Biological process (GO): zinc ion transmembrane transport
Cellular component (GO): plasma membrane
Molecular function (GO): zinc ion transmembrane transporter activity
Source: RefSeq, a predicted model, not a curated record